Messenger RNA from Cryptosporidium muris RN66, 834 nucleotides. RefSeq lists its product as uncharacterized. The record is from RefSeq and is a predicted model, not a curated record. The coding region runs from base 1 to 834 and encodes 277 amino acids. The transcript has a single exon. Lineage: Eukaryota; Apicomplexa; Conoidasida; Eucoccidiorida; Cryptosporidiidae.
AUGGAUUUACUGCACCUUUUGUUGUUCAUACUUGUUUGGAGCAGGCCGAGUUUAAUUGGUGUUAGAGCUUCCCUACUAUCUUCGUCAGUAUAUUCAAGCAGCAUUAGAUCUAAUUUAGAAGUUGUUAAUCCUUGGACAGUUGGAACAUUUAUUCGUCUACGAUUAGAGAAGUGGUCACCUUUAUUUGAUAAUGAUAGUGAUGAAGUUAUGUUUAAGGAUACUUUAAAGUUAUGUAUUAAUAGAGGACUAAGUUUUCCACAACCUAUUUUUCAUAUUAGGAUUUUAGAAUAUGAAAGAUCAUUUGGACUAAUUGGCUUUCUUAUUGAAUUUCCUAAGAGUGAAGCUACUAGUGGGAUUAAUAGGGUGAGUAUAUAUAACUUUUUAAUGCAGUGUAGAAAAGAUAAAUUUGAAGGAGAGGCUCAUAUAGCUUUACCUUCACUGCUAAGAAAUGUUGUACAAAUGCCAGCUAUGAUAGAAACUGAAGAUAGUGAAAAUUACACAUUGGUUAUGACUUUGACAAUAGUGUUUCUCGCUGUAACAACGUCCUUGUCAGUUAUUAGUAUAGUACUAUUUGUCAUUUUAUCAACUAGAAAGAAUACAUAUAUCCACAACUGUUGUAAGAAGGAAAAUACAGAAGAUGUAAACUUUAAAAAAAAUGAGAAUGCUCCCUCUAUUAGUUCUAAAACUACGAAUUUAUCAAUGUCAAAUGACGGUGCAUUAUCUAUAACACUUAGUCCACCAACAACAAUAACAGAAUUGAGUCCCUCAAUGAGUACCCCCACAAAUCAGCGCAGUAGCCCUUCUAUGAGGAAAGUGAUAAAUUUUUGCGAUUAG